AUGAAAUGGGAGAAGUUAAAGCCUCCGGAGCCAGAUGAUCCGAUGUGUUGCUGUGAGUGUGAUAUCGAACAGUACGGAUGUUGCUGUGACUGUGAAGAUCUGGAUGAAGCCUUUAACAGGUGGCUGAAAGACAGACCACCUAAAGGGGGAUGUCAGUUUCCUGUGCUUGUGGCCAUAAUUGACAAACUGGAGAUCUCCAUGAUCCCGGCCCUGGUGCUGCUCCCUCUCCUGCUGCGGGUUGCAUCGCUGCACUACCUGCUGGGUAUCAUCAUCCUGACAGCUCUGCCCGGCCUGGUGCUGUGGUACUACUACGCCACGCACAGAAAGAAGAGACGCACCCUCUUCUUCCUCACCCUUGCUCUCUUCUCCCUGCUCUACAUGUAUUACCUCUUCAUCACAGAGAUUUUACCUUGUGGAGACGUCAGCCAGCUGCAGGUGUGUACUGUGACCACAGGAGUGAUUCUCACUCUCCUCUCUCUUAUUCACACCAAGAGAGGCCCGGGAUUAGUGACCACUUCCCUACGUGAAGCACACAGUCACAGUCAGGAGGUGAACAAGGACUCCACACUCCUUAAUGGAUGUAACCAAUCAGCAGCUUCCUCUGGGAUCGCAGCAGGACUGCAGACAACGAAAAAUGACCUGACAGCAAAAUGGAGCAGCUGCCCUGUAUGCAAAAUAAAGCGACCCCCACGGGCCGGACACUGUCGAACCUGUGGAUCCUGUGUUCAGCGUCUGGACCACCACUGUAUCUGGAUAAACAGCUGUGUUGGACAGGCAAACCAUCGCAGUUUUCUGCUGACCCUCUCUGUGUUCGUGCUGACCUCUCUGUAUGGGAUCAGCUUGGUGCUAUACAGCCUCUGUCCUCGACAGUAUCUAAUGACGGCUCUGCUCUACUGCCCCGGCGUCUACAGUCAGUCCAGCAUGGCACUUUGCUUCACCUGUGCUUGGUACAGCAGCAUUGUCACAGGUGGACUGCUUUACCUCUUGUUGGUGCAAGUUCUGAAUAUCAGCUUCAAUGUGACGGAGCGGGAGGCUCAGCUGGCUCUGAGGAACAAAACGUGCCAGAGGCGCCUGUGGGGACUCGUCAUCGCCACAGGAGAGUAUUCACGUGGCUUCUGUCAGAACUGGGUUGAGUUCAUCACCAUGGCAGAUGCCUCGGUUUCUCCCCGCUCCAGCCUCACUGACUUGGUCUAGUCUCACUUUGUAGUCAAUUGUAACAUUAUGAUGACAGACUGUACAGCAUGUGUGAAGAAUUGCGUCUCAUGUAUUUCUUAGGAUAUAUCAGCUGAUGUCUUCCAAUGCUUAUUGCAUUCCAGCCUCUUCAUGCAAUACAUUAAGAUUAUAGGGUAAAGAUUUUGACUAAUAGAUACCAUCAUGAAACUUCCUCAGUCGAUUACUUAAAUUAAAACUGUUUUUUUUGUCUUACAUGAUUUCUGUAAGACAAACAGAGUUGUCGCACAAUUUAUUCAAAGAAACACCAUACAGGCAUGAAUCUGCAGGCGCUGCCAUGUUACUGUGCAUAUUUUC
Messenger RNA from Cottoperca gobio, 1527 nucleotides. RefSeq names its product palmitoyltransferase ZDHHC23-like. The record is from RefSeq and is a predicted model, not a curated record. The transcript is spliced from 4 exons. Gene Ontology annotation, molecular function: protein-cysteine S-palmitoyltransferase activity. Lineage: Eukaryota; Metazoa; Chordata; Actinopteri; Perciformes; Bovichtidae. Bases 1 to 1194 code for a protein of 397 amino acids. Gene Ontology annotation, biological process: protein targeting to membrane; peptidyl-L-cysteine S-palmitoylation. Gene Ontology annotation, cellular component: Golgi apparatus; endoplasmic reticulum.